CAUCACUACGGCGCCAAAUGGGCAUUUUGUUUUUUUCUCUCCCCAGCCCACGCGAGCUUGUAACAUUGGGGGGAAACAGAGAAACAGUAGAUCAAAGGAGAUGGAAAGCUGGAUAUUUUCUUGCUCUUGGGUAUCAUUUCUUCCUGUUCUCCUAAUCCUGAUUAGAGCCUCUCUUUCUGUUGUGGUGACGGAUGUCAGGCUGACCGGAAGUGACAUCAAACCCUACGUCCUCCAGGGAGAACCGGCCACAAUCACGUGCCACUAUAUUCUGGAACCGUCAGAACUGGUGACCGAAGUGGAGUGGGAAAAGGACGGUGUCCUAGUGUACUUGUGGAUGUUGGACAAUGCACCAGAGGCCAAAGAUGUGCUCGAAGGCAAAGUGGACCUCAGCAUCCAAUCACCGAGCGUGCUCAGUAUCACGAACACCCACAUGGACAUGGACGGAACGUAUACUUGCCGGGUGAGAACGAACGGGAAGACGGCUCAAAAUGAAAUGUACUUGAUGGUCAUUGUAGACGCUUGCGAUGAGAGUUCGUGGAAGACGCACACAGACAUGAUAUCAUGCACAGAAACUGUCAACAUGCAUUGCGUUGGCAUUUUUCCUAAACCUAGUCCUGCUUGUGGUGUCUACUCAGAAAAAACUGGUAAAUAUGUGAGUAGCAUACCGUUCGACAGUGUGAACAAGUUGUUCAACAGGACGUACGAAGUGAGCUUCAAUAGAAGGUUCGUUAUCCAAGAUUGGGUGAACGACACAGAUUUGAGUUUUCGGUGCUACAUGAUGGUUUUGGGUACACCUUGGAGAAGUGGAAUCAAGCACAAGAUGUUCGGAGAUUCCGGAUGUGAAAAAUCUCCUCCACCAGUGUCACAUGGUUAUUACAACCUAACCGAGGAGCGGAGUUGUUGGAAUUUCCCCGCGGAAGGUGCCCGGGCAGAAUACCAUUGUGAUGAUGAUUACAGAUUUCUAGGUUCAUCUCUCUACGUGUGCAACGAAGGUCAAUGGACACCUGAGGGAGUCAUUGCUGAUGGCGACUACGACAAACCAGCUUGCGUUGAUAUCAAUGAUGGACGAAUAAUUACCGGAGUGAACUCACUGCUGUUAACUCUAGCAUUGAAUUUUGUAGCCUGGAUACUGUUUCCAUAAUAUUUGUUUUAGUUUUAAAAUAUGCAUAUUGUUUGUAAAUAUAUUCGUUAAAGGAAACAAGAGAUAUCGGUGCUUAAUUACUAACAACAAGCUUAAUUGAAAAAUUGUCAUAUAUGUAUAAUUAAUAUGUAAGUAUGAAGUAAUAUCACCUAAGUGUGAAUAAAUAUUUAUAUACAAAUAUUUACCUACAAAUAUUUACAUACAAAUAUUUAUUCAUACUUACAUGCGACUUACACUAAGUUUGUGAUGACUAGAUAUAAUAUACAAAUAAUAUAUCUUUAUAAUUUUCUUGCACAGAGAAAUAAUUAUAAAUGGAAACAAGAACAAGAAUAAUUAGAAACAAGAAUAAUAAAAAUUCAAAUUAAAAUUUUAUUCCUGUCAAUAUUUUAUUAAUAUGACACUAUUACAUAUUUCGCAUUACAAUACAUAAAAUUGAAAUGUAUCUCUUCCUUAUAUUAUAUUUUUGAAUGUAUAUAGAACGUCAAUCAAUUAAACUCAUUAAUUAUGUCAGUAAAAGAAUUAAUAUACUAAAAGCAACUUUUUAUAACGAUAAUUAUGAAAGCAAUGCUUAGUACGUAGAUAAUUAUUUACUGUUCAAUAGUUUUUAUUAUUUAUUUUUUCCCACUUAAUCUAAUGUUCUGUUUCUGUAGUCUAUGUAACUAAAAAAAGUUCACAGCUAUGCAACAUUGUUAUAAUUUUAUUAAAUAUUUAUUUCAAAUUUUCUCAUCUUUUAAUUAAAAAAAGGAAAAAUU
Parasteatoda tepidariorum (common house spider) is the source of this 1893-nucleotide messenger RNA. RefSeq lists its product as uncharacterized. The record is from RefSeq and is a predicted model, not a curated record. Lineage: Eukaryota; Metazoa; Arthropoda; Arachnida; Araneae; Theridiidae.